AUUUAUUGAUUUUUUUGAUCGCUAUUAGCACCGGUGACACCCGCACCACAUGUGCAGUUGACUCACCGGUAAAGGUGUGGUUGGUUUUUGGGUUUCUUAUCAUUCAUCAUAGUUUAAGCAACUGCGGCGACCGUGAGGUUUGGUAUGAGAAUGCGUGAUCCAAGUGUGACAGAUAUGACUCACGAUGGAUCGUGUGUAAGAUGAGUAGGAGUGUGGAUUUUAAGUGGUUGAUUUAAGCAAAAUAGUAGUGAGUGAAAUCCGCGAAAAUGAACUUCAGUUAAGUGUGUAAUAAGAUAUUUGCUUAAGAUCGCCGCUUCAACACCGGGCUUACGCGGAAGUUUUUCGCUAUAAUUGCACACCUACUCGUGAAGAGCAGAAGAGGAUCCAUCUUGCAGCGCAACAUUUGAUAUCAUUGCUUCAAUUUCUUCGUUUGCCUAGGUACCAUCGGAAGCAAAUUAUAGGCGUUCUUGAAAGAGGUACAAAGAAGAUAGGACUACAUACAGAGCGAAGUGCUAGUGAUUGAGAGGAAUGGGUCGGCCCAUUGGCCGUGGCCAGCCAGGCUCUAGCUUCGUGUUCCGUGGUGUGUAGGUUGAGCAUAAUUUCUGCUCAGCAUAGGGUUUCCUACGUCGUCGUCGAGAUAAUAAUGAAGCGCACUGCAGGCAAGACUGCUGAGCGCAAGAAAUUGUUACUUUAAUUAGUGUUCAUCAGUCGCAACAUCAGCGGAAUUGUGCGGCGAACAUAGAGAUUCUUGGUGUUAAUCCAAUCAAGAACAGAAAGGCGGAAUUCUUUACAACAAAGUGACGCAGCGGCACAUCUUGGUGGGAACGUGGCCGUGGGUGGAAACGUGCUUGCGACGCGAGGGAAGUUCGUCCUCCCGCUUUUCCAUAAAAGCUCUUCCACUUAAAGGCAGACAUUAAUCAUUAGUAUUUUAUGUCCCGGAGAAAUUGUGAAUCAUAAAGGAUCAAUAAAUCUCCACCACCCGUAAAUGCCCGCCGCACUAGCACGCUCCCAGCGACGCCCGCUAGCCCGGUAGAAAAGGGCGUCCGCUUCCUAUGGGAAAGUGCGCCUCCAAGCAGCCGGUUUCUGGACUGAAUGAAUUUGGAAGCUCCCCCUAUCUGGCCAUCUGCAACGAAGAUGACAUCAUAUACAUCAAUGUGGGUCAAUCGGAAAGUAAGAAAUCAUCCAAAAAGGCAACGGCCGGCCUGGAGACCAAGGGUACGGCCAUGUCCUUCGGAUUCAAGAAGCACAAAGUACACCAGUCGGGAGCGAGCGGCAAGCUUCCGGGCUCGGCCCUCAGCGGUACCGAUGGCCAAACGGUCAGCGCAGGAUCAGUUUCGGGAACCGGCGGCUCAUUCAGGAAGGUUGGCGCCACCAACGGGAACCACCUGUACGCUGGUGCGGAGAAGGAAAAAGCGACGGAAAAGGACAACGCCACCGUGAUCUCCAAUCCCGGAGUCGAUGGCAUUUUUAGCGAUAAGAACGGCAAUAUGGGUUCAACCGAUACGAUAGACGACAGCUCAGCCAAACCGAACGGCCGUUCGACGCCACGUCUUCAGCCGCCGAAAAAGGACUCUUACGGUGCACCGUAUCGCAACAAUCGGUUUGGCUUCCGCUCAACGAAUGUGGUUCGACCGGCAUCGGUCGGGUUGCAGCCGAAAACUAUUGCCGACUAUGAUAAGCAACAUUCCAACAAUAACAAUAAUACGAUUAACGCCAAUAACAAUAACAACAACAACAACAAUGUAUACAUCACCGACAAACGCCGGUCGAAGAGUGCUUCAUCGGCGGCCAGCGCUCGGACAACAUUUACGCCAUUGCAGCAAGCGCCGCCGGCCCAGAUCCAACAGGAACGGGCCUCAGCAUUGCCACAUCCCGGCUUCGGUGCACUUCACAAGCCGCUGCCGAAAUAUCAAUCGCAAAACAACCAGACGACGAAAAUAACUCCAUCUGACGCGUGCUCAGUGGCGGCGGCAGCGAACGGCGGCGCGCAACAAGUGAUGUUGAAAUGCGAUCAAGCGGAGCAUAAAAAUACUUCGCACCAUCAUCAUGUAUCGGCGGCAUUCAGCGGAAGCAGCGACGAUCCGCGCUCACAGUCAACGGUAAAUAAUGCUAACGGCCGACAGUUCGUCUCGACCGUCGACUCCGCACAGCAACAACAUGUCGCCACCAAUUCUAUAGCGAAAACUGCACCGAAAACGGCGCAUGCUAACGGACAAGAGACGGCUUCGGUAGCCAAAUUUACACUGCACAGUUCCAGUCUCCCGAAGCCUCAGUAUCCCGUACCGAUCAGUCUCCCCUCAGCCGCCCCUCGCUAUGAUAUGGAUCCAAAAGGUGCCAAGCAGGCCGUCAACAUAAGCCGUAAAGUCACACUUCAAGGUCUACCACCGUACCAGCGGGAACAAUCAUCCGAAGACGGUACACAUGAUUUGAAUCGUGAGCUGAAUCCUAACGUGGACACCGGUUCUAACAUCCGUGUGCCUCGCCAGCGCUAUCGCAACCUAGAGAUGAUCAUGAGUGGACGUCAUAAGUUCGAGGUGAGAGACUUGGAAACGCUCACUGCUGAACCGAUUGUGUCCCUGGCCCUACCCAAACUUCCUAGUGCAUUUAACACAAACGGCCCGCAGCAACCGAUCGGCAUGAGCGGUUUGGUUCGUUCUACUGAGCUCCCCAGACAGCUAAGUGACGACAUCGACAUCAACGACAAUCGUUACGAAUCGGAGCAACCUCCACCGGUUGACCCGCUGGCUGAGCGCAAAGAUUCGAUCGUUUCGUCCGAUGUCGAAAGCCUCGAGGAAGAGGAAAAGCUCACCAGAGAUAACAAUUCCUCAGAGAAAAGUCUAAAGGGAGCGAUCCUGCGAGAUUUGCAAUCCGCGGAGAUACACGGUGGCAGCAAAACUUCUUCGCCGGGAAGUUCCAGAGCGUCCUGGUGCAAUGCGGGCGAAACAAUGGCACCGAAGGAGUGCAGCAGUUUGAGCCUAAGCAGCAGCGAGGAUGCUAAUCAACGGCACCGAAAAGCUUCGAUAGAUGAGGUCGAUGUCAGCUCGGUGACCAUCACCGCCGGGAAUCCGUCACUAAUGUCUUCAUAUUCGGCGGCGAUUCCGAUGGACAUUUCCAUGAAUUUGGACAGCAUCUCGGAGGUUCAGAACAGCUUCGUUGAUAACGAUAACACAGCUUCCGAUCAACCGGACAGUAAUCAGAUUUUCCGCACGGAGGAAACCAAGUUUGCCGAAAUAGCCGCUGCGGUCGGCGAUGCCAUUUUGCUGGACGAUGAAACGUCCCCGACGGACAGUCUGGUCAGCAGCUGUACCGAUUCGGAUGAUGUGCGUAAAAAUCGCAAAAAGUGCGCCCCACUAGAGGGAAAGAAUGAUCGGGACAAAGAAAAGGACAUCGAUGAAAUAUCACCCGAACUGGAUGACCUUACCAGUCCGGUUACGCCGGGAACUCCCACACAUGCUUCAAAUUCCCUCUCGCUUUCGGAUGGUGGAAGAGAUUUUCUUAUCGACGAUGAAAUUGCCGAUCAACCGGCGCUGGUUUUUGAUGAGCCAGCUCUCAAUGACAGCAGCAUGAUUGACCUAGUGUCCAUCAACAUCAAUGUUACCGACGAGGCAGCAACUCUCCGGGAUUCGGUUUCGUCGUUAAAUACCAACAAUAAUAAGAACUCUUCAAAAGGGGCUGCACCGGUGCCAAAACCGAGAAAAAUCAUGCCGGAUGCCUACGAAUCACCGGCUCCGAUGAGAAAGAACCGAACCCGAUUGCCUCGUGCCGAAUCACUGGACACCCUUUCGCCAUGUGAUUCCAUUGCGUCGGACGACUUUAUGCUGGAUUUCAACAGCAGCAUGGACUCCAUCGACAGGGCACCUCGGUCCAUUGCCAGCGAAAGCGCCUCGGCGCUGCACUCCAUGGACGAACUUCAACUGUGGUCCGAGCUGGAGAACAAAGGCGGCCAACUACUAAUGCACGAGUGGAGCAAGCUUUUGCGCUCACAGCGAAGUGGCAGCAACAAUCACAACACAAGCCGCGAAAGCAUAACAUCUCAGCUACCGACCAGAGCGACCCGGCUGCUGACGAGACGUCUGCAGAACAAUGCAACACCGACAAACUGCGGCACCGGUGGUUCGGAAAGUCCUCGCUCCAUGGAUAGCCUUCCGCGGCGGACGGCUCUUUCGGCAUCGUACAAGACGGCUACCCUCAAUCAGUUCAACAACAACAUCGCCAACAUGUCGGACUCGGCCUCGACGGCCACCAAUUCGGCGGAGGAUCUGACCUUGCUGGACAAGUCCCUGCGCAAUUCGAUGCUCCAGGAUGUGGUUCACUUCAAGAAGCAACUGGUGCGGCUCCGCCGAAUCCUGCAGGAGGAUGAAGAAAAUUUGAUGAUGACCGAUACUCUCAACCCAUUUGAAAACAAUAAUGGGCAAUUCUUCACUACUGCCCUGACCGCAGCAGCAGCCGCAACAACAACGACGGCGGCGGCGGCGGCAGCGUCAACGACGACGGCAGCACUGGGAGCCGGCUCACUGCCGGAGGGUGGAGCCGGUGGUCUGCCCGCCGGAACUUCCAGCGUCGCCAGCGUCGACAGCAAGCAGCAGGAAAAUCUCCUCAUCAAAGAGUCCGGCGUGGUGGCACUGGCUCUGCUCGAGGACCAGCGGCAGGAGCUGGCGGAUCUCAGAAGACAGGUGGUUUACCUUCAGAGUGAAAUCACCGUCAAAGAUCGCACCAUCCGACAGCAGCAAAACUUGAUCGAUAAGUACGAAGCCGAACGGGAGAAGCUCCAGGCAGGCCUACCGAACGGUUCCGACGGCGUCGCCCCGAGGGAUUCACCGGCCGACAAGACUAUUGAUACAAUCAGCACGGCGACCCAAACCGAGAGGCUUAGGCCACUAUCAUUCGGCGGACCGGAAGGAUUAGCGAGUCGAAGUGAGUUGUCCACACCAUCCCAACCAUCUGCCGCGCGGAGCGGUUUCCGAUCUUCCGCAAUAACCGCCAACAACAACAACAGUAGUCAUCAUGCUCACCACCACCACAACCACAACCAAAACCACCACCACCACCAUCAUAAUCAUCAUAUCGCUAAUGGCGGCAGCAGUCCAGCAAACGUCAACAGCACUUCCCCUUCAGCACUCAUCAGCAGCAGCCGCACCUCGCUGAACCUCAAGCCAAAAACGCAAAUCUCGUCCGUCUACACGCAGCUCUCGUCCAUCAAGCACUCGAACCACAACGGAAUCGCUGCUGCCGGCGUUUCCAAUGCGACCCUUCCCACCUUGGGUCACAAACGGGCUUCCCUCGGUUCCACCAGCAACCUGAGCAACAUCCCCAUCACCACCACCAACAGUAAUAGUAGUAGCAACAACAGUGGUUCACCCAUGAAAACCGUACGCACCACCCACAUCGGUAAUGUACUGACCUCUAGCAAGCUGCACCAGGCCAGCUUUUCGGGAUCCGACAAACCAACCACUCCGCCACCACCGCUUCCAACAGCGAACGGAACGAAAUUGCUCAAAAGCUCUGUCCGCACACAGAUGAUAAAUGGCAGGGGAACCUCCAGUUCCCCAUCCAAUUCGGCGACACUGGGCGCCUCCUCGCCGAAGCGAUCGUCCGCUAUUAAACCGCCAAACGCGUUCGCGUGUAACACCUUCCCGGAUACGCCCACUGCGCACAAAUCCAAAUCAGCGCCGACCACACCCUCGAUCGAGCGGGGUUCAUCGCCAGCACUAUCCAGCGUACAGAUCAUUAUCGACGGUGUGAAGGAAAAUGGCUACCAUGGGCAGCAAAAUGGUAACCACAGCAACGGCCAACAAAGCGAGGAUCAGCUAAGCAAUGACGACAAAGAGCAAGCGGCUGAGACGGAAAAGGACGCGAUAAACAAUAAGAUCAAUAGUCUUAAACUAGCAAACGGAUUGACUGGAUGUAAUGAUAGUAGUAGUAAGGACACUAGUUUAGUUAUCUAGUUGCAUAAGAGAAUGAAUAUUUAUAUAUUUAAAUAAAUACAAAAAAAUACAACAUUUGAGAACAAACUGGUAAAAACUUACUAUACAUAAAUGUGAUCCAGUAACCUAAAUUAUGUGCUUAACAAACAAUGUAUUCACUCAAACCGCAAAUCUUCACUAGGAAAAAAAACUGAGAGCGCGAUCCCCUCUGGAUUGUAGGUACCAUUACAUAGACUUAUCAGGCUUAAACACAACCAUUAAACAACCAACCAGCACAUUUAGUCCAGAACAAACCAAACCAAAAAGCCAAUCACUAUUAGCUACUUUUUGAGGAUGAAAAUUUAAUCAUUCGUCGGUCCACAUAUUAUUAUACCACAAACAAACAAACUACACAAAACGAUACAAUCGCUUUUUUUCGGCCAAAGCGCUCAGUAGAAAACAGUCUGUAAUGUAUUUUUAGAUAAGGUGCUGCAAUGACGCUAAUGUGAAAAAAAAAAUUAAUCCUUUUUGUUACGUUGUUAUCCUAUUCUUCACACGUUUCGUGCAAUCGUAUUUACCUGUAUUCUAUAAACAAAAAAGAAUUUUAUUUUUUAACUUAAAGUUUAAAACCAGGCAGCCCCAGCGGCCAAGCCGACUAUCGAAUAGCGAGUACUAUUAUAUUAGUAUAUUGAAUAAGUUUAAAACUAUUUCUAUAUAAUUCCUUAAAGGCAGAAAAAAGAUAAUUGUUUAGUAAAGAAAAUUAUUACACAGUUUCAAAUUUGGAAACAGUAUAACCUCCCAAGCAGUAUAUCAAAUUUCCAAGUAUUUAAAUUUUGACACUCAAAUCACUGAAACUAUCUUAACAGUAUGAUAAAGGAACCGGUUUACACAAAGGCACACAUUGGUUUGGGCUGGUAAGCAUGAACUCAACCGGAAGCAAAAAUUUUGAUUCGAAACUUUUGAACCCAGUGAAAUAACCGAUCAGCAUUCAAUCAGCAUCAUCAUAACCAUCAGCAUUGAAACAAAGGAUUGAACAAGAAAUACGAAACAGUCAUUUGACCGUCGUAUAUGAAAUACGCGUUGAUCAGUGAAUAUUUAAAGGGAAAAUAUAUUUCGG
Sabethes cyaneus is the source of this 7020-nucleotide messenger RNA. RefSeq lists its product as uncharacterized. The coding region runs from base 1053 to 5945 and encodes 1630 amino acids. The transcript has 14 exons. NCBI's taxonomy places the organism in Eukaryota, Metazoa, Arthropoda, Insecta, Diptera, Culicidae. The record is from RefSeq and is a predicted model, not a curated record.